Trypanosoma theileri is the source of this 1680-nucleotide messenger RNA. RefSeq names its product putative tyrosine phosphatase. The transcript has a single exon. Gene Ontology annotation, biological process: dephosphorylation. NCBI's taxonomy places the organism in Eukaryota, Euglenozoa, Kinetoplastea, Trypanosomatida, Trypanosomatidae. The coding region runs from base 1 to 1680 and encodes 559 amino acids. The record is from RefSeq and is a predicted model, not a curated record. Gene Ontology annotation, molecular function: phosphatidylinositol-3,4,5-trisphosphate 3-phosphatase activity. Gene Ontology annotation, cellular component: cytosol.
AUGAAUUCCGCGGGCUCACUUAGCGAUGAUGAGAUGGAGUGGGGUUCAUCCGCUGCCUUAUGCCCGUUUUGUUGUGCCUCAGCUUGCACAGGUGUGUGUCUGAGAUCUCCAAAACAUGAGAUUCACCCGCAAGUGGAUCCCCUGUGUAAUAACAAAACAGCUGCUCCACCCCAACAUUCUACCUCUGUUUCUACUGAUAACCAUGAUGUUUCACCAGAGUUAACUCUCGCCAUUAUUGAUGAAUUACUUUCUAGUGGUAGGGCUGAAGAAGAAUAUGGUGAUACUGAUGGUAGUAGUAGUAAUGGUGCUUUUUUACGUGCUUUACAAGGAUCCCGAAAUAGUUCAGGGGAAAUAACAACAGAACUGAAAGAAGCAAAAGCGCAACUGGAGACGAUUAUGAUGCAUCAUUUCCCUUCUGGUUUACCGUCUCAGGAAGAGAUAGAUGACUCUAAUGAAAAUUGUUCUCAUUCAGAUAGUAGUAAUAAUGAUAAUACUUCAUUUGAUGAUCUUUUUAAAUCUCGUUACUUCAUCUCUAAUGAGGAGGAGACGAAUAAUACUUCUAGUAAAUAUUUAGAUAUGGUACCCAAAGUUGUUCAAUUGCUGCGCCAAAAUCCAGCUCUAGCUAUGAUGCGUGCGAAAGUUAGUCAACAUAAACGCCGCUAUCAAGAGGAUGGAUUUGAUCUUGACUUAACAUACAUUACACCACAGAUAAUCGCUAUGGGAUUCCCUGCGUGGGGUACAGAACAAUGUUAUAGAAAUCCCAUUGACCAAGUAGAACGUUUUCUUGAAAGCAAACAUGGUGGUCACUAUCGUAUCUAUAACCUCUGUUCUGAGCGACCAGAGUAUGAUUCUCCUAAACGUUUUAAAGGACGUUCUAAACGAUUUCCAUUUGAUGAUCAUAAUGCGCCAUGUCCUAUAAGUCUUAUAAUAGAUUUUGUCAGUGAUGCUACGGAUUUUUUAGAGGAAGAUAGACGAAAUGUUGUAGUUGUACACUGUAAGGCUGGUAAAGGAAGAACAGGAGUAAUGGUUUCAUGUUUGUUGCUUUCACAUGAACCACUACGUAUUCCCAACGCAGAAGAGGCGUUGAAAUUUUUUGGUAAAGCUCGAACUCAAGAUGGUUUUGGAGUUACAAUUCCUUCUCAAUCUCGUUACGUACAUUAUUAUGAUCGUAUUUUAUAUGAUUUUGGUGGAAAACUUCCUCCUGUACGUCCAUUAAUUCUUUAUCAAAUUACAGUUGAUUCCGAUAUUAAACCAUCUGGACAGGUUGACGUGUAUUUUACAGUAACAGAGAAUGGAAUUGAAAAGAUUGAUUCACGUCGUGUAUUUCCUCGUCGACUCCAGAAGGAUUCGAAGGGGAUAAUAUUUUUAUUUCCAGAGGAAUUUGUUCUUCAAGGUGAUCUACGUUUCACCUUUUAUCAACGUAAUCGACUAGUAGAUGAGGAGAUUUUUUAUUUUUGGAUUAAUACAUCGCUUUGUAGUACGUACGAAAAAUUAUCAUUAAAAGAUAGACAACUUGAUGGACGACCUGCCAAAACAAAGGAUGAAGAAGAAUUUUGUAAGGAUUUAGCAGUAAGUGUGAUUUUUGUAGAAAUUUCAAGUACUACCUGUAGCGUUGAUGAGAAUGUUCGUGAUGAAAAUGGCAAUCUCAUGCAGUUGAGAGAAGAAGAAGAAGAGUGGUAA